Messenger RNA from Stegastes partitus (bicolor damselfish), 2568 nucleotides. RefSeq names its product DNA cross-link repair 1C, PSO2 homolog (S. cerevisiae) (gene dclre1c). Gene Ontology annotation, molecular function: damaged DNA binding; 5'-3' DNA exonuclease activity. The coding region runs from base 108 to 1961 and encodes 617 amino acids. Lineage: Eukaryota; Metazoa; Chordata; Actinopteri; Pomacentridae. The record is from RefSeq and is a predicted model, not a curated record. The transcript has 17 exons. Gene Ontology annotation, biological process: interstrand cross-link repair; telomere maintenance; double-strand break repair via nonhomologous end joining.
AAACAAACAACCUGACGGCGGAGAUGUUCCUCUGAGUUUAUCGCGUUUAUUCGGAACAAACUCAUGAUUCAUUUCCGGAUAAAUCGGCUCCAGGUUCGGCGGCAAACAUGAGUUCGUUCGCGGGGCGGAUGAAGGAGUACCCGACCGUGUCUCUGGACCGGUUCGACCGGGAGAACCUACAUGCCCGGGCGUACUUCCUGUCGCACUGCCACAAAGACCACAUGAAGGGGCUGAAGGGGCCUCUGCUGAGGAGGAAGCUGCAGUUCAGUCGUACCGUCAGACUUUACUGCUCCUUCGUGACCAAAGAGCUUCUGCUGAACAAUCCAAAGUACUCGUUCUGGGAGGAAUACAUCGUUCCUCUGGAGCUGGAGAGUCCGACUCAGAUUUCUCUCGUGGACGAAGCGUCAGGCGAAAAAGAGGAGGUCGUGGUGACGCUGCUGGCAGCCGGUCACUGUCCAGGCUCCGUCAUGUUUCUGUUCGAGGGUUGCCGCGGUAACGUCUUGUACACUGGCGACUUCAGGUUCGCUGCCGGAGACGCGUCCAGGAUGGAACAUCUGCACUCAGGCAGCAGAGUUAAAGACAUUCAGAGCGUUUAUCUGGACUCCACUUUCUACGACCCGCGCUUCUACCAGAUACCCACCAGGGAAGUGUGUCUAAACGGCAUCUCGCAGCUCAUCGGAAACUGGAUCGGCCAGAGUCCGCAUCACGUCGUGUGGCUCAACUGCAAAGCUGCGUACGGAUACGAAUACCUGUUUACCAACCUGGGAGACGAGUUCAACACGCAGAUCCAUGUCAACAGUCUGGCCAUGUUCAAGAAGAUGCCGGAGAUCCUGAGCUACGUCACAACCGACCGCCGGACUCAGAUUCACGCCUGUCGACACCCCAAGGACGACGAGUUCUUCCAGGGCAACAGGCUUCCUUGCGGCUGCUCGGCGGCCGACGGGACUCCGCUUCGCAUCAUCAGCAUCAAACCGUCCACCAUGUGGUUCGGAGAGAGAACCAAGAAGACCAACGUCAUCAUCAAAACAGGAGCCAGUUCAUACCGAGCCUGUUUCAGCUUCCACUCGUCCUACUCAGAGCUCAGAGACUUCUUGACGUAUCUUCAGCCCAUCAACAUCCAUCCCAGCGUCAUUCCCAUCGGUCGCACGCUGACGGAGGUCACGCAGAUGUUGAAGCUGAUGUGCAGGAAACCGUCGGAUCAGGAAGCGUUCGUUUACAAACCUCUGGGAGUCUUGAAGCGCAGCCGGCCGGAGCGACCCACAUACGACUCGGACAGUGAGGACGAGCUGUUUGAAGGUUUGGAUCUGGCUCCAGUCAGGAAGAAGAUGGGGCUGAGGAAGGACGUUCAAAAAGAGAACCUCCCAGAGACCACAGCACCUCCGGUUUCUGUGGAGGAACCUUCGGCUGUGACGCUAACCGACACUCAGUCUGUUAGCUGCAACUAUGUCGACUGCACCGAGUCCAAUGGCGAAGACGAGGAUGAGGAAGAUGAAGGAAAAGACGUGGCGGCCAAUUCUGAGCCUCCGAAGUGGGACGACUUCUUCACCACGGAGAUGCUGCCCGACAGCCAGAACAGCCACAACAGCCAGAGCCAAUCACAGUCCUCCAGGAUGAGCGGAUCUGAGACUCCCGAGCUGUUCAGCGACAAAGACGAAGAAACCCCCGACAUCACGGACGACUUCAGCUUGACUCUGUCCGCCUCUUUGUCCAACCAUUCCUCCCAGAACAUGGACUCUAGUCUCCCCGACACCCUGAUCCUCCAUCCAGAGCAGCAACGAGGAGACGGGUCGACCAGAACCCUCGAGGACGAACCGUCGGCAUCUCAGGUGUCCUCAGACUUCGACAUUCCCUCCACGCCUGAAUCGAAGGCGCCGCAGCAGGACGAACUGUCGCAGCUGUACAGGAAACUGGCUUCCGGAGAGGAAGUGGAGAUGAGGAAGGGCUCAGCGGUGUCCAGGUGAACGUUAAAGUGGAAAAUCUGCAGCUCCUGAAAUGACUGGAGCUGCUACCGGACACCAGAAUCCUCCAUCUUGUGCCAGUCGGCCGCUAAAGACGCCAUCGAGGCCGAACGUCGAGCUCCCGGAGGAAGCUUCUACUGCAGCCUCGUCACACCUGAGCUGCUUUCAGAUUCCAGGUUGACGCUGCUUCUACAGAAUUCAGUUAAAGCGGGAGGAAGUGACGAUGCUGUUGAAGUCCUCGGAGGAGAUGCUGAGACGCCAGAUUGUUCUCUGCUGGGUUUAUCAUGACGACGGCGAGGACGUGAUGGACACCUGCCUGCAGGGUUUCAUCGCCUCCAUCCUCGGGGAGCAUCUUUCACUUUAGAGACAGAGACAUGAGUCAGAAUGCGCUCUGGUCUGCAGUCAGUCGUCUCCCAUCUGCUGUUUGAUGGAUAGAGUAAAUGUUAAAAGGACAAAAGUGCAUCUCAGUGUUUCUCUUCUUGCAUUAGCCUGUACUAGCAGUUAUCAUUGCUCUCAUACAUUCCAGGUCUCAUUACAUUUGAUUCAGGACUUGUUACUGUCAUGCACUUUGGAAGAAGUUAAUAAAAGUAUUUAAGACACUUUUAAAGCA